AAGAGCGACAUUUUCUAUCUUCUUCCCUUCCAGUGCCGACGACCAGUUCACCGGCUCCAUGGAGACCAAUGUGGUGAUCCGGUAUGACGGUCAGAUCAUGUGGGACUCGCCGGCCAUCACCAAGAGCUCCUGCAAAGUGGACGUCUCCUUCUUCCCGUUUGAUUGGCAGCAGUGCCGCCUGACCUUCGGUUCCUGGACCUACAACGGUAACCAGAUCGAUAUCCUCAACCACCUGGACACCGCGGACCUGACGGACUUUGUGGAGAAUGUGGAAUGGGAGGUCCUGGGGAUGCCGGCCAAGAAGAAUGUCAUCACCUAUGGCUGCUGUUCUGAGCCGUACCCCGAUGUCACCUACACCCUGAUGCUGAAGAGGAGGUCCUCCUUCUACAUCUUCAACCUCCUCCUUCCAUGCGUCAUGAUCUCCUUCCUGGCUCCUCUGGGAUUCUACCUGCCGGCAGACUCCGGGGAAAAGGUGUCACUGGGUGUCACCGUCCUCCUGGCUCUCACAGUCUUCCAGCUGCUGGUGGCAGAAAGCAUGCCGCCCUCCGAGAACGUGCCACUUAUCGGUGAGUAG
This is a messenger RNA of Nanorana parkeri, 574 nucleotides long. Its product is annotated as neuronal acetylcholine receptor subunit alpha-10-like. NCBI's taxonomy places the organism in Eukaryota, Metazoa, Chordata, Amphibia, Anura, Dicroglossidae. Gene Ontology annotation, cellular component: membrane; neuron projection; synapse. The record is from RefSeq and is a predicted model, not a curated record. Gene Ontology annotation, biological process: monoatomic ion transmembrane transport; chemical synaptic transmission; regulation of membrane potential. Gene Ontology annotation, molecular function: neurotransmitter receptor activity; extracellular ligand-gated monoatomic ion channel activity; transmembrane signaling receptor activity. The transcript has a single exon. The annotation marks the transcript as partial.